GCCACGUUGGUCUAAGGCCCAAACAGGUCAUCAAAAUGGCCCAAGUUUGCACGGACCAAGAAACCGCUUGUUCGUGGGCCCCUUGCCCUUGCCCUUGCCGGUGACCACGACCCGUUUUGUCAGUAGUAGCUCCAACAAAACACAGUUGUCCCAACCUUCAGCUACUGAGCUCUCACCACUGGCUCAUCAAUGGCGGAUCAUAACAGAAAACGGGCGACCGAAGAGUUUGUAACGUACAGCUACAUUCUCCUGUACAUCGCGCUAUCUAGCGGUCAGAUCUUCUUCAACAAGUGGGUUUUAUCAUCAAAGGAAAUGAAUUUUCCUUACCCUCUUGGACUGACCCUGCUCCACAUGGUCUUCUCCUCUGUUCUGUGUUUUAUGCUUACCAAAGUUUUCAAGAUUAUGAAAGUUGAUCAAGGAAUGACUAUGGAUAUAUAUAUUACUUCUGUCAUCCCGAUUGGUGCAAUGUUUGCUAUGACACUUUGGCUUGGGAACACUGCUUACCUCUACAUAUCGGUUGCAUUUGCUCAGAUGUUGAAAGCAAUCAUGCCCGUUGCCGUGUUCAUACUCGGUGUAUUAGCUGGACUUGAAGUGAUGAGUGGCAGUAUGCUUCUCAUAAUGUCAGUAAUCAGUUUUGGGGUGCUCGUGGCUUCUUAUGGGGAGAUAGAAAUCAACUGGAUAGGUGUCGUUUACCAAAUGGGAGGCGUAGUUGGAGAGGCUUUGAGACUGAUCUUCAUGGAGAUUUUUGUGAAACGCAAGGGGCUAAAACUAAACCCCAUAUCCGUGAUUGCUCUUUGCCUCUUAAUCCCGUGGAUCUUCCUGGAGAAGCCUAAGAUGGAUGCACAGGGGACAUGGAGCUUCAAGCCUCUUAUGUUGGUUCUCAAUUCUCUCUGUACUUUUGCCCUCAAUCUUUCAGUUUUCCUUGUCAUCUCGCACACAAGUGCAUUGACCAUUCGCGUGGCUGGGGUUGUCAAGGACUGGGUUGUAGUUCUGCUCUCGGCCCUUCUUUUUGCUGACACGAAGCUGACACUUAUAAAUCUUUUCGGAUAUGCCAUUGUGAUUGACCAAAAUUCUGGAUUGUCUACAGCUAUUGCCGGGGUAGCUGCAUACAAUAAUCACAAGUUGAAAAAGGAAGCUUCUCGCAAUAGCUCUGCUCCAAGAUUUUAUGUUGUGAGAAAGAGAAACAAUCAAGAUAUCACAACUAGUGAAAAUCACAAGGUACUUGCACUGCCCGGGGAUCUUCGCCGGGAACCUUAUCAGGGCGGCGGAGCACCAGGCGAUGGACCCCACCGUCGUCCACGCAUCACGCAAUUCUCCAAUCUUUCUGAGGAGGAGUUAGAGGUCACGUAUCUAGGGGUGAAGGGUGGCACCGGCACUGGGAGGUUGGAGAACGUGGCGGCGGAGAUGGAGAGGACAUACAAUCGGCGAAGAGAGAGAAAGAAGCAUCGAGCAGGCGAUGCGAUCUCGGCGGUGGAGGCCGGCCGAUGGUGUGGCGUCGAGCAGCCGUUGAUGGCCAUGCUGCAGAUGACGUGGCAGCCGACCCUUCUCCGGUCGUUGAAGCGGAAGUACGGCUCGCCGCCCCUAGGGCUUCGGAAUCUUGGCAACACCUGCUACCUCAACUCCGUCCUUCAAUGCCUCACUUACACUCCUCCGCUCGCUAAUUUCUGCCUCCGCUUUUUCCAUUCCUCUGUUUGCGACUCUAAGAAGGAGAAGAGGGAGUGCGCUUUCUGCAUAUUGGAAAGACGGAUUGCUCUCUCUUUGAAUAGUGAGGCAGUUGUGGAUGCCCCGUUGAAAAUAAACAGGUGUCUAAGGAUAUAUGCCGAGCAUUUUCGCGCUGGGAGGCAAGAGGAUGCUCAUGAGUUUUUGCGUUAUGUAAUUGAUGCUUGCCAUAAUACAUGCUUGAGACUAAAGAAGCUGCAGCAGCAGCAGCAAAGGGGGAAGACUGGAGCUGCCAAUGGAGGAGAUAUUAGUGGGUCUACGGAAACGGUGGUCAAGGAGAUUUUUGGAGGGGAGCUGCAGAGUCAAGUAAAAUGUUUGUCAUGUGGGGCCGAGUCAAAUAAGAUCGAUGACAUUAUGGAUAUUAGUCUUGAUAUUUUGCAUAGUGGGUCACUGAAAGAGGCUUUACAGAAGUUUUUCCAGCCUGAGGUCUUGGAUGGAAAUAACAAAUACAAGUGCGACAGUUGUGAGAGAUUGGUGGCAGCAAGGAAGCAAAUGACAAUUCUUCAGGCUCCCAAUGUUCUUGUAAUACAAUUAAAGAGGUUCGAGGGUUUGUUUGGUGGGAAGGUUGAUAAGCCCAUUGCAUUUGACGAGGCAUUGGUGCUUUCCAGUCACAUGUGCAAAGGAAGCAAGGUGCGUGAUGAAAAUAUUGCUGAAGUUAGACAAAUUUGUAUAGUUAUCUUCUUCAGCUUCUCUGAAUCUGACCAGUAUCCUGAGUAUGGUCUUUUUGGUACAAUUGUACAUUCAGGUUUCUCUCCUGAUUCUGGACACUACUAUGCGUAUAUCAAGGAUGCGACAGGCCGCUGGUUCUGCUGCAAUGAUUCUUAUGUUUCAGUGUCAACCUUGCAGGAGGUUUUGUCGGAGAAAGUCUAUAUGCUGUUUUUCUCCCGUACAAAACAAAGGUCUCAUGCGAGGGUUGAUAUUGUCAGUGGAAACAAGACUCACAAGUCAAAUGGCAGUGCAGCAUACAUAAAGCAGAAGUCAGGUUGUCCAGAUAAUUCAACUUGUACUAAAUUAGUUUCUAGUCAACAGCAAGAGACUUGUAGUUCAACCAAUGGCACUGAUUCUUCUACCCGUGAGUCAAGUCAUCCAGAAAAACCAGUUAAAACGAAAUUACUGACAUCCAAUUCUGAGAGCAAUGGUCAUACUGAUUCCCUUGCAACCAAUGGCACUAAAACGACCACACAUAGAAGGUCUGAACUUGUGGAAACACCGGCAAGUGUGAACAAGCGUGUCAAUAAUUUUUUGGAGGGACAGAAUUCCAUUUCAUCUGUUGUAUCCAAAAGCAGUAAUACAAUUGAGCAACUCAGGCCGGGUUCUCAUGUUAAACCAGUUAAUAAUAAAGAAACAUCUAACCAUCAUGGUCAGACAAAUAACACAAUGAAAUUUGAGGUUGAUCAGAGGCUUCCUUUGGUAGAUGGUAGGCUCAGUGAUUCUCUGAUCGGAAAAAAGCUCUUAGCUGCUGGUAACAGCCAGUUUAUUGUUCGUGAAAAAGAAUCCAGCAAGGAAAAUAGCUGCACAGAAGCUUUAAUUACUUCUGGCCAAAUGGAGAAAACUGGCUUGCCUAUGAUUGAGAGGAAUGGCAUGUGUCAGACAUUAGCAGAUAUUGAAAUUACGAAGAAAGGGCCCUCCUUGUGUAUCAGUAAUGGGGAAGCUGGGCAUACUGCAGUAGACUCCGAAAGGAGAAUAUCUGAAGGCAAUGGCCCUAGAAUUAUAACUGCACCAUGUAAAAAUCUCAAUGGCAUACAAAAUGAAGAAAUUGUGGGCUCUGACAACUCAAGCAUGAAGAGGAAGAUGGGAAAUGGUCUUUCAUGCAUUUUUCUUGCAAGAGAUGAUGAAUCUCGCGGAAAAGUGGAAGCAUUCAAGGAAGUGAUUGGAAAAGAAGCUUCUGUAUUUCUACGCUCAUGUGGAUGGUCUGAUGAAGUGCAAAAGUUUAUGCAUGCUAGGAAAAAAAUGUGUCAAGAAGCAGGCAAUGCUGCCUUGGAUGACAGUGAGAUGAAGAAUUUGCUUAUUUCACAGGCGAAGAGGAAUUUUAUUCCUAAGGUUCCUGAAACACUUAAAGCAACCCUAAUCAAACGGAUCAAAUUGUUUAGCCAAGAAAAUCGGUCAUCUGGAACUCUUGACAAAAUCUAACCACGGCGAGUGCAAUAUUGCUAAGCGGUACUGGGUUUUGUCAAUUAGGUAACGAGCCCCAUUGUCUUAUUGUGCUUGUAAAUAGUCGGCAGAUGCACAUCGAGAUUUAUGAAUUGAGUUUUGAGAAGGCAUGGUCGUUUGAAAGAGAUGUGUUGAAGAGAGGGUCAUUUUGAAUCUGUACACUAUUCUUUUUGCUGGUAGCACAAACAUUCCUCAGUUUUUAUGGACCCAUUACAGUUUCUGGGUUUCGAAAACAAAAAAAGAAGAAAAUAAAUGCGGUCUUAAAGAGGAGGUUUUUUUUUCUCUUGUCUUAAAGAGGAGUUUUGGAUGUACUCUGUUGUACUGUAUCUGAGAUUUCAUAGAAUUAUAAUUUUAUUAUGAUUAUGUGUUCUGGUUAGUUUUGUAAGAUUAUAAAUUAAGAACAGGUUUUCAGCGUACAGAUGUUUAACUUGCCAUCUCUAGCACUCUAGUGAGAAUUUGAGUUAUAUAUUUCAUAUAUCCUCAAGAUAGAUCGUUUAUAGUGUCUUGGGCAUUGAU
This is a messenger RNA of Striga asiatica, 4386 nucleotides long. Lineage: Eukaryota; Viridiplantae; Streptophyta; Magnoliopsida; Lamiales; Orobanchaceae. The record is from the annotation of a GenBank genome assembly.